AUGUCUUCGCCAAGCAAACGUAGAGAGAUGGAUUUAAUGAAACUGAUGAUGAGUGAUUAUAAGGUGGAAAUGAUCAAUGAUGGCAUGCAAGAGUUCUAUGUGGAGUUUCAUGGACCUAAAGACAGUCCUUAUCAUGAAGGUGUGUGGAGGAUAAGGGUGGAGCUGCCAGAUGCUUAUCCGUAUAAAUCUCCUUCUAUUGGCUUUGUCAACAAAAUUUACCAUCCAAAUGUUGAUGAGAUGUCGGGCUCAAUAUGCUUAGAUGUUAUCAAUCAGACAUGGAGCCCAAUGUUUGAUCUCGUAAAUGUGUUUGAAGUGUUCCUUCCUCAGCUUCUUUUGUAUCCCAACCCAUCAGAUCCAUUGAAUGGAGAGGCUGCGGCACUGAUGAUGCGUGACCGACCUGCAUAUGAACAAAGAGUGAAAGGUGCAAUGCUUUUAAAACAUAUAGCUCCUUAAGCUGAAUGCCUUGAUAUGUUGGAUUAGCAAACUAUUGGCUCAUUUGAUUCCAAUAUGUUACGCAUUGACUCUCAGAUUGGCGCUGCGAGUCUCAAUGAGACCAUUAUUAUCUAUCACUGAGUCUUCUGUGUACAGGACAACCUCACUCUUUCAUAGUCAUCAUCAUAUGUUGAUAGUUAAAGCCUACUCUGAAAAUUUUUAAUCAUUAAAAAUGACUCAAGAUGUUGGAUUUAGUUCCUACCCAGUUGUGUGCUUUGGAUUGACAUGGGGUUAUUGCUGGAUGUGGUGGAUUCUUAUUAUUCUAAUUAGCGGACCAUCUAAGAGGAUCUAAGAUUAAAAUUCAUUGGAUUCAUUUGAGUUAUAUAUUUAGUGUUCUAUUAACAUAGUACAAUCCAAAAUUUAUAAAGUAUAAAUCUUUUGAAAAUUAGAAAGAGAAAAGGCUUAAGGACUCAUUUUCUUUUGGUACCAAAGUUUUAAGUGUAUGGAUGAUGAUGAUAUAGUCCCUUUUUUUCAUGUCUUUUGCCAUUUUUGUGACUUGUGAAAGUCUAGACAUUUUUCAAAAAUGGUAUGUGUUGAAGAAGUUUGAAUAACAAAAAAUGCUUCUUCAAAGCAACGCAUAAUAUACAGUAGGGAGCCAGUAAGUUGCAUCAAAAUUGAAAUGAACUUGGAAUUUAAGGGGUGACAAAUGUCAAGAGAUGAAUGCUUGUUAUCUUUGAUUGGUACCUAUAUGAACUAUGAAGGAUAUGUGAAGAGAAUCUUGCCAAUUGAAUUUCAGUGUUUCACUGUGGUGGAUGAAGCUAAUGAGUGUCUUGGAAAUUAGUGCAACCUUAUUUCAUUGUAUGGAAUUUGGUGGGCAAUUGGAAAACAAUUUAGCUUAGCUGGAACUUGGAAGGGCAGACAAAGAUAAUUUCCUCCAUUUCUUUUGUGGGGGGUGGGGGAAGUGGCGCAAAGUAAACUUGCAUGAAGGAGAUUCUCAAUGGGCAACCAGACAAUAAAAUUGAUAAGGAAUUGUGAAAAAUAUGGCAGGGAGUCAUGAGUUUACAGGGAUGUUAAAAGAAGACGCACUCGAAACCAUAGAAAUAAACAAAAAGAGAAAACCCACAAAGCCAUCCUCACCUAUUUGGUAGUCCAAGUUGAAAUGGAUGAGCAAGAACAUCAUGUAACUGAAUUAUGAGAAGGUAAAGAUAAUCCUAAUUGGGGACCAGAUGAAUGCAAGUCUCUAAUAUGGUUUGGACAUGUGCUGCAAAGACCAGUUUUUGCAUUUUUAGUCAGUGUAGCUAGAAGGACAUGAUGAUGUUCAAUUGGAGAAAUUGAUUUAGAAUUUUCCGAGGAAAACAGAUAAAGCAUUAGAAUUGACUGGUGAAACAAAUUCAUGUCUCUAUAUUGAGUUGGUAACAUGGGAUAAUUGCACUUUGCCAUUGCUUUUCGUAUAAACAGUUUUAGUUUAUAUAUUUACUAGGGGUAACCCAUGGUCUCAUGCGUGAAGACAAGGUACAAUAUAAAUGGUUUUGAGAGGGAUGCUGAUGGCCGUUGGAUGAGUCUAUUCAUCAGAUGGGUUUAUUGAAGUCUUCCUCUUUUAUAUUAUAGAUGUCAAGCUGCAUGUAGAUUUAAAGUAUGUCAAGCAGCAUACAAAUUUAGAGUAAAGUUCGUUUAUUUAUUUUUAUCUUGGACUUGAGACAACAUAUUUGAUAUGUGUUCACUUUUUUCUUCAAGUGAAGGUUCUACAUAGACCAUUCUUAAAAUGAGAUUUACUUCUCUAGUGAAUUCUUGAGAAGCGAAGUUCCCAAAACAUUAAGUGAUGCAUGCCACUAUGCAAGCCCUUUUUCAUUUGAUUGAGGUUGAAGGAUUUGGUCGUGAAUGAUUUAAUCCUUUAAUUGAAUCAUUUCAUUGGGAAUUCAAACAUCGAUCUAUGGUUUUCCAUAAUUGGCAGCACUGGCCAUAUUUUGGCAUUACAUCAAUAAAUUAAACUGUUGUUCAACAUCUAAAUAUGAAUACCACCAUUUGCACACUCAGAGGAGCAUGAUCAAAUUCCUCUUCCACUUGACGUGUGGUUUUGUUAUAUGUCAUGCAAGAAGUGUGCAAUGCCCAAGUUUCUUUAAUUCUCAUAAAACUCGAGAAGUGGAGAUGACUUAUAGAAAUGUUAUUUUAUAAAAUCCUAGUUAUUGCCUUUGUCUGAAGGUACUCAAUAAUUAAAAAAAAAAUUAUCAAUCAUAAAACAUAUUUAUAUUUACACCCAAAAUAAAAUCACAAAUAUAGAGGAGAGACAAAAGAAUUUAAGUAUCGAUCAUAAUGGGGUGAGUGGUGGUAAUGGUGGAUAGCAGUGGUUGUGGUGGAAAACGGUGAUAGUUAUGGUGGGUGAUGACGACCAUGGUGGUGGUGGAUGUGGGUGGCGGUGGGUGACGAUGAUGGUGGUUGGCAGCGAUGGUGGGCAGUGCCAGUGGUGGUGGUCAACGACGAAAGGUAUUUUUGGGCUAGUGGUAGGGGUGGUGGUAGGUGUGGUGCGGGUGGGUGAUCGUGGGUGGCGAUAGUUGUGGGCGACGACGGGUGGUGGUUGGUUGUGGUAGUGGGUGGUGUGGGCAACAAUGGUGAUGGUGGGCGACGGUGGUUAUAGGAUGACGAUGGUAGUGGUAAUAAAUAUAAGAAUGAGAUGAUAAUGGUGGUAGGUGGUGGCAAUGGACAAAAGUGGUAGCAAUCGGUGGUGGCGCUUGUGGCAGAGGUGGUAGAGCAGUGGGGGUGGUGUUGGUGUUGGUGGUGGUGGAGUGGCAGUGCCAGUGGCGACGAUGGUGGUGAUGAUUGCGGUAGAGGUGAUGGAGCGGUGGGGUCGUGUUGGUGGUGGAGUGGCGGCAAUAGCGAUUGUGGUUUAUUGUUUUUGUAAAGAAGUGAUUUUGAAGAAGUAGAAAUUAUUUUAUUUUAUUUUUACUUUUACAUACUUAUUUAAGUGG
Molecule: messenger RNA, 3395 nt
Organism: Ilex paraguariensis (yerba mate)
Lineage: Eukaryota; Viridiplantae; Streptophyta; Magnoliopsida; Aquifoliales; Aquifoliaceae
Source: the annotation of a GenBank genome assembly